Plasmopara halstedii is the source of this 810-nucleotide messenger RNA. RefSeq names its product Transmembrane protein 223. NCBI's taxonomy places the organism in Eukaryota, Oomycota, Peronosporomycetes, Peronosporales, Peronosporaceae. Bases 1 to 810 code for a protein of 269 amino acids. The transcript has 8 exons. The record is from RefSeq and is a predicted model, not a curated record.
AUGCAUUUCACAAGCUCUACAACACUAACGGAGCAGAAGACCAGAAAGAGCGAGCAAGAAGAGCUGACAAACAGUGAGUUAUGGGAUAAUGUAUUGUCUAAUCAUCCAGAACAUGCUGAAAAGCAAGGCGGCGAUCUUCUUUAUGAAUAUCCGCGCAAGAGCUACUUUGGCUACAUGUCUGCUGGAUCAUUAGCUCAUAUCACAUUUUGGUCAUGGCUUAAGGGCUAUGAGCAGAGUCUUGUUGAGAUGCACCCAAUACUAGGCGAGCCGACGUUCUUUUCGUUCGUUACAGAUGACUUAGGCUCGUCCUUGGGAUUUGGCAUGAGCAUAAUCCUGGCUGGUCUUAUUGGUUUCCAUGCAAGACGAACAGUGGCGCGUAUAUCGAUUGUAGCAGGGGGUGAUAAGCUGCGCUUCACGACGCACAAGUUUUUUGGGAACCUCGGAGCGCCUAUUGAUGUACCCAUCUCUUACGUGUCAGCUCACCCCAAUACAAAGAACAACAUUAUUUUAAAGCUUUCCAACACCCGUGGAUUCUUUCUUGUGGACACAAAGGGAAAAUUCUACAACCGCGAGAAACUUGAGCGAAUGAUUACAUUUCGCACAAAUUUCAAGGAGCACGAGAAGAUGAUGGAAAAAGAAACCACAGUUGAGGUGCGCACGGACUUGCCUCGUGUGGAUCUCAAAGCUGAAGCUGCACAAGCUAAAGCCAAGCGAAAAGCGCCAACAAAAUUGCAGCCAAAGUUUCGUCAUGGCAAUUUGUUAGGUAAGAAACAUUCAUCGAAGAAGAACGGGAAGAAUAGAAAAAGUUGA